AUGUUUCUUGGGCGACGCGUUCUGCUUCCACGGCUUGGCGGCGUGCCAAAUGGAGCUAUCGCUGCUCGUCCCUUUGCUUCUUCUGCUAACUCCUCUAUGGACUUUCUUUUUAAUCCAACGCCGGAGCACAAGAUGCUGCGGAACACGAUCGCAAAGUUUGCGGCUGAACGGAUUGAGCCACAGGCGAGGCAAAAUGAUAUUGAGAUGCGGUUUAAUACGGAACUUAUGAGAGAACUUGGGGACCUCGGCGUGUUGGGCGUCACUGUUUCAGAUGAAGAUGGCGGUGCGGGAAUGGACGCCACCGCGUCCGUUAUUGUUCACCAUGAAAUAUCCAAGUGUGACCCGGGCUUUUGCUUGGCGUAUCUGGCACACUCCGUCCUUUUUGUCAACAACUUCUAUAAUUCUGCCACACGAGAGCAACGAGAACGAUGGCUACCGAAGGUUCUCACGGGUGAGCAUAUUGGUGCAAUGUGUAUGUCUGAGCCAGGCGCCGGCACAGACGUAUUGGGCAUGUCCACCGCUGCCAAGAAGUUGGGUGACGAGAAGUAUGUCCUAAAUGGCUGUAAAACGUGGAUCACCAACGGUACGGUUGCUGAUGUUUUACUCGUGUACGCAAAGGUGGAUGGCAAAAUAACCGCUUUUGUGGUGGAAAAGGGGACGCCUGGGUUUACAUGUGGUGCAAAGAUUGACAAGUGUGGUAUGCGAAGCUCCCAAAUGUGUCAAUUGUUUUUUGAUAAUGUGGAGCUGGACAAAACGAACAUAUUGGGUGAGGAGGGAAAGGGAAUGGUAGGGAUGAUGCGCAACCUCGAGAUUGAGCGUCUCACGCUUUCCGCUAUGGCGAUUGGUAUUGCAGACCGCUGUGUGGAGCUUAUGACGAGGUACGCUAGUGAACGUCAGGCGUUUGGAAAGCCCAUAUGGAACUAUGGGCAGAUUCAGCGUCUCAUUGCCGAGAGCUACGCAGAGACGGAGGCAGCCAAAGCCCUCACGUACUCUGUUAGCCGCAGCGUGUCGCCGACAUCUAAUAAUCGUUUAGGCAGUGAUGCAGCAAAAUUGUUUGCUGCCCCAAUUGCGAAGCGUGUGGCAGACAACACGAUGCAAGUGAUGGGCGGCAUGGGGUACUCCCGGGAAAUGCCGGUGGAACGGCUGUGGCGGGAUGCCAAGUUACUUGAAAUUGGUGGCGGAACAAUUGAGGCACACCAAAAAAAUAUAACAAAGGACUUAAUGAAGGAGUUGUAG
Messenger RNA from Trypanosoma cruzi, 1236 nucleotides. Its product is annotated as isovaleryl-coA dehydrogenase, putative. Gene Ontology annotation, biological process: L-leucine catabolic process. Gene Ontology annotation, molecular function: flavin adenine dinucleotide binding; 3-methylbutanoyl-CoA dehydrogenase activity. Bases 1 to 1236 code for a protein of 411 amino acids. The record is from RefSeq and is a predicted model, not a curated record. NCBI's taxonomy places the organism in Eukaryota, Euglenozoa, Kinetoplastea, Trypanosomatida, Trypanosomatidae. The transcript has a single exon.